Messenger RNA from Miniopterus natalensis, 9477 nucleotides. It is a transcript of the gene LRP6, whose product is annotated as LDL receptor related protein 6. Gene Ontology annotation, biological process: canonical Wnt signaling pathway; nervous system development. Gene Ontology annotation, molecular function: Wnt-protein binding; Wnt receptor activity. The record is from RefSeq and is a predicted model, not a curated record. Lineage: Eukaryota; Metazoa; Chordata; Mammalia; Chiroptera; Miniopteridae.
UCUUCUCUCUCUGGAAAGCUGGAAGCAUGAGCGUGCAGACCUGCCGCUGCGGCGGCCGCCCCGGCUCCUCGCCUCCGCCUCUUCUGGCCGCCCCUCGCCGGUGAGAGAAGAGGACGCGAGAAGGGAAGAUGGGGGCCGUCCUGAGGAGCCUCCUGGCCUGCAGUUUCUGUGCGCUCCUGAGAGCGGCCCCUUUGUUGCUUUAUGCAAACAGACGGGACUUACGAUUGGUUGAUGCUACAAAUGGCAAAGAGAAUGCUACAGUUGUAGUUGGAGGCUUGGAGGAUGCAGCUGCGGUGGACUUUGUGUUUGGUCAUGGCUUGAUAUACUGGAGUGAUGUCAGCGAAGAAGCCAUUAAACAAACAGAGUUUAACAAAACUGAGAGUGAACAGAAUGUUGUCGUUUCUGGAUUAUUAUCUCCUGAUGGGCUGGCAUGUGAUUGGCUUGGAGAAAAAUUAUACUGGACAGAUUCUGAAACUAAUCGGAUUGAAGUUUCCAAUCUAGAUGGAUCUUUACGAAAAGUUUUAUUUUGGCAAGAGUUGGAUCAACCUAGAGCCAUUGCCUUAGAUCCUUUAAGUGGAUUCAUAUACUGGACAGACUGGGGAGAAGUACCAAAGAUAGAACGUGCUGGAAUGGAUGGUUCAAGUCGCUUCAUUAUAAUAAACACUGACAUUUACUGGCCAAAUGGACUGACUUUGGACUAUGAGGAACGGAAGCUUUAUUGGGCAGAUGCAAAACUUAAUUUCAUCCACAAAUCAAAUCUGGAUGGCACAAAUCGGCAAGCAGUGGUUAAAGGUUCCCUUCCACAUCCUUUCGCCUUGACGUUAUUUGAGGACACAUUGUACUGGACUGACUGGAAUACACACUCCAUUUUGGCUUGCAACAAGUACACUGGCGAGGGUCUGCGUGAAAUCCAUUCUAACAUCUUCUCCCCCAUGGAUAUACAUGCCUUCAGCCAACAGAGGCAGCCAAAUGCUACAAAUCCAUGUGGAAUUGAUAAUGGUGGUUGUUCCCACUUGUGUUUGAUGUCUCCAGUCAAGCCUUUUUAUCGGUGUGCUUGCCCAACGGGGGUCAAACUCCUGGAGAAUGGAAAAACUUGCAAUGAUGGUGCCACUGAAUUACUGCUUUUAGCCCGAAGGACAGACUUGAGACGCAUUUCUUUGGAUACACCAGACUUCACAGACAUUGUUCUACAAUUAGAAGAUAUCCGUCAUGCCAUUGCUAUAGAUUAUGAUCCUGUGGAAGGCUAUAUCUACUGGACUGAUGAUGAAGUGAAGGCCAUACGCCGUUCAUUCUUAGAUGGAUCUGGUAGUCAGUUUGUGGUCACCGCUCAAGUUGCACAUCCUGAUGGUAUUGCUGUUGACUGGGUUGCCCGAAAUCUUUAUUGGACAGACACUGGCACUGAUCGGAUAGAAGUGACAAGGCUCAAUGGGACCAUGAGGAAGAUCUUGAUAUCAGAGGACUUAGAGGAACCCCGGGCUAUUGUGUUAGAUCCUAGGGUUGGGUACAUGUAUUGGACUGACUGGGGAGAAAUCCCGAAAAUUGAGCGAGCAGCUCUGGAUGGUUCUGACCGAGUAGUGUUGGUUAACACUUCUCUUGGUUGGCCAAAUGGUUUAGCCUUGGAUUAUGAUGAAGGCAAAAUAUACUGGGGAGAUGCCAAAACAGACAAAAUUGAGUUUAUGAAUACCGAUGGCACUGGGAGACGAGUACUAGUGGAAGACAAAAUUCCUCACAUUUUUGGGUUUACUUUGUUGGGUGACUAUGUUUACUGGACUGACUGGCAGAGGCGGAGCAUUGAAAGAGUACACAAACGAAGUGCAGAGAGGGAAAUCAUCAUAGAUCAGCUCCCUGACCUCAUGGGCCUAAAGGCCACAAAUGUUCAUCGGAUCAUUGGUUCCAACCCCUGCGCUGACGAAAAUGGAGGAUGUAGCCAUCUUUGCCUCUAUCGCCCGCAAGGCCUUCGCUGUGCCUGUCCCAUUGGCUUUGAACUCAUCAGUGACAUGAAGACCUGCAUUGUCCCAGAGGCUUUCCUUUUGUUUUCUCGGAGAGCAGAUAUCAGGCGAAUUUCUUUGGAAACUAACAAUAAUAAUGUGGCCAUUCCACUCACUGGUGUCAAAGAAGCUUCUGCUUUGGAUUUUGAUGUGACAGACAACCGAAUUUACUGGACUGAUAUAUCACUCAAGACCAUCAGCAGAGCCUUCAUGAAUGGCAGUGCACUGGAACAUGUGGUAGAAUUCGGCUUAGAUUAUCCAGAAGGCAUGGCUGUAGACUGGCUUGGGAAGAACUUGUACUGGGCAGAUACAGGAACGAAUAGAAUUGAGGCAUCAAAGUUGGAUGGGCAGCAUCGACAAGUUUUGGUGUGGAAGGAUCUAGACAGUCCCAGAGCUCUUGCGUUGGACCCUGCUGAAGGAUUUAUGUAUUGGACUGAGUGGGGUGGAAAACCUAAAAUAGACAGAGCUGCCAUGGACGGAAGUGAACGUACUACUUUAGUUCCAAACGUGGGGCGCGCAAAUGGCCUAACUAUUGAUUAUGCUAAAAGAAGGCUCUACUGGACAGACCUGGACACCAACUUAAUAGAAUCUUCAAAUAUGCUAGGACUCAACCGUGAAGUUAUAGCAGAUGACUUGCCUCAUCCUUUUGGCUUAACUCAGUACCAAGAUUAUAUCUACUGGACGGACUGGAGCCGACGCAGCAUUGAGCGUGCCAACAAAACUAGUGGCCAGAACCGCACCAUCAUCCAGGGCCACUUGGAUUACGUGAUGGACAUCCUCGUGUUUCACUCCUCUCGGCAGGCUGGCUGGAAUGAGUGUGCUUCCAGCAAUGGGCACUGCUCCCACCUCUGCUUGGCUGUGCCAGUUGGAGGUUUUGUUUGUGGAUGCCCUGCCCACUACUCUCUUAAUGCUGACAACAGGACUUGUAGUGCUCCAACUACUUUCCUGCUCUUCAGUCAGAAGAGCGCCAUCAACCGCAUGGUAAUUGAUGAACAACAGAGCCCCGACAUUAUCCUUCCUAUCCACAGCCUUCGGAACGUCCGGGCUAUUGACUAUGACCCACUGGACAAGCAACUAUAUUGGAUUGAUUCACGACAAAACAUGAUCCGAAAGGCGCAAGAAGAUGGCAGCCAGGGCUUUACUGUGGUUGUGAGCUCAGUUUCGAAUCAGAAUCUAGAAAUACAACCCUAUGACCUCAGCAUUGAUAUUUAUAGCCGCUACAUCUACUGGACUUGUGAGGCCUCCAACGUCAUUACUGUAACAAGAUUAGAUGGGAGAUCAAUUGGAGUGGUGCUGAAAGGCGAGCAAGACAGACCUCGAGCCAUUGUGGUAAACCCAGAGAAAGGGUAUAUGUAUUUCACCAAUCUUCAGGAAAGGUCUCCAAAAAUUGAACGAGCUGCUUUGGACGGAACAGAACGGGAGGUUCUCUUUUUCAGUGGCUUAAGCAAACCAAUUGCUUUAGCCCUUGAUAGCAGAUUGGGCAAACUCUUUUGGGCGGAUUCAGAUCUCCGGCGAAUUGAAAGCAGUGAUCUUUCAGGUGCCAACCGGAUAGUAUUAGAAGACUCCAAUAUCUUGCAGCCUGUGGGACUGACUGUGUUUGAAAAUUGGCUCUAUUGGAUUGAUAAGCAGCAGCAAAUGAUCGAAAAAAUUGACAUGACAGGUCGAGAGGGAAGAACGAAAGUCCAGGCUCGAAUUGCCCAGCUUAGUGACAUUCAUGCUGUAAAGGAGCUGAACCUUCAGGAAUAUAGACAGCACCCUUGUGCACAGGAUAAUGGUGGCUGUUCACAUAUUUGUCUUGUAAAAGGAGAUGGUACAACAAGGUGCUCUUGCCCCAUGCACUUGGUUCUGCUUCAAGAUGAGCUAUCAUGUGGAGAACCCCCAACGUGUUCUCCUCAGCAGUUUACUUGUUUCACGGGAGAGAUUGACUGUAUCCCUGUGGCUUGGCGGUGCGACGGGUUUACUGAGUGUGAAGACCAUAGUGAUGAGCUCAAUUGUCCUGUAUGCUCAGAGUCCCAGUUCCAGUGUGCCAGUGGGCAGUGUAUUGAUGGUGCCCUCAGAUGCAACGGAGAUGCAAACUGCCAGGAUAAAUCAGAUGAGAAGAACUGUGAAGUGCUUUGUUUAAUUGAUCAGUUCCGCUGUGCCAAUGGUCAGUGCAUUGGGAAACAUAAGAAAUGUGAUCAUAAUGUGGAUUGCAGUGACAAAUCAGAUGAGCUGGAUUGUUAUCCAACUGAGGAGCCAGCACCACAGGCCACCAAUACAGUCGGUUCAGUUAUUGGAGUAAUUGUCACUAUUUUUGUGUCUGGAACCAUAUACUUUAUCUGCCAGAGGAUGUUGUGUCCACGUAUGAAGGGAGAUGGAGAAACCAUGACUAAUGACUAUGUAGUUCAUGGACCAGCUUCUGUGCCCCUUGGUUAUGUACCACACCCAAGUUCUUUGUCAGGAUCUCUUCCAGGAAUGUCUCGAGGUAAAUCAAUGAUCAGCUCCCUCAGUAUCAUGGGAGGAAGCAGUGGACCCCCCUAUGACCGAGCUCAUGUCACAGGAGCAUCAUCAAGUAGUUCUUCAAGCACCAAAGGCACUUACUUCCCUGUGAUUUUGAAUCCCCCACCGUCCCCAGCCACAGAGCGAUCACAUUACACUAUGGAAUUUGGUUAUUCUUCAAACAGUCCUUCCACUCAUAGGUCCUACAGCUACAGGCCAUACAGUUACCGGCACUUUGCACCCCCCACCACACCCUGCAGCACAGAUGUUUGUGACAGUGACUAUGCUCCCAGCCGGAGAAUGACCUCAGUGGCAACAGCCAAGGGCUACACUAGUGACUUGAACUAUGACUCAGAGCCUGUGCCCCCACCUCCCACACCCCGAAGCCAAUACUUGUCAGCAGAAGAGAACUAUGAAAGCUGCCCACCUUCUCCAUACACAGAGAGGAGCUACUCUCAUCACCUCUACCCGCCGCCGCCCUCUCCCUGCACAGACUCCUCCUGAGGAGGGGCCCUCCUCCUCUGCCUGCCUCCAAUGCAAACAUGUACAUACAGAUUUGGUUGAGAUCUGGAGGGGGGGAGGGAGAUACGAGAGAAGGAUGAGGCAGACCAUGUACAGUUAAAAAUUAUAAAUGGGGUAGGGAAUACUGGAGAUAUUUGUACAGAAGAAAAGGAUAUUUAUAUAUUUUCUUAAAACAGCAAAUUUGCUGCUUGUGCCAUAAAAAUUUGUAUAAAAAUAAAUUUGUACUAAAAGUUUUAUUUUUGCAAACUAAAUACACAAAGCAUGCCUUAAACCCAGUGAAGUGACUGAGUACAAGGAAACAGAAAUAAUGGAGGCAUCAGUGACCAGGAAUGUCUGGGCUUUGUUACCAAAAAUAGAAGAAGAAGAAUUAUUUAAGUCCAUCUCAGCAGCAAACCAUUGACACUUGGAAGUAGCCAGAGAGCCCUCAUGUUAACUAACAUUUGAGGGCCAACAAGUUGAAGAAACCAUGAACGAAAAAAGGAAUUAAUACUAACUUUGGACGUGGGGCUUUGUUUUCUCUAGAAAUCCAGCAAUUUUAGUGAGGAUAAAAAUCCAUUCUGGGUGUUGCUAUUGUAGUUUCGAUCAGCUGUCUGGUAAGAUGCUGUGGGGCCACGUGUGUGUGCAAGACUUCUGUCCUUACCUUAGAAUCCACACACACCUCUUUCAGGGUUUUUUUCUCUAGGUGUUUUCACCUUGCUUGCUCCCCCAGCAGCUUUAUAAGCCGUUUUGCCAAGAUAUCAUGACUUAUUCAAAGCUUUUUAUCUGAGGAUUGAUUAAAUGGAAUUUUCUAAAUUAAGGUUUUAUUUUAAUAUUUAUACUAGCUCCAUUCUCAUAUAGGCUUAUCUCCUCAGUUUGACUGCUGUUUUUGCAUAAUGAUCAAAGGGUAGACAUAUUAUCGCUCCUCUUCUAAGAUUGUUUUAAUGCUCAUUAAACUCUCUUCUUACAACACAUGUAGGCAGUGUUUUAAGAAUUACAAAUUUAACCAUUAUGUUUUUGUUGUAAAUUGAUCAUAUAUCCUUGCAGUACUUUCAGCAUGUAAUAUCACAAUAUAAAAUCAUUUUUAUAUAUAUUUUUCCUACUAAAAUAUUUAAAUAUGUUCUGGUUAGAGACAAUCUGUGUAAAAGGAGAACUUUUUGUUAUCAUUAGGUUUUCCCUUUAGUAACUGCUUGUGACAUUUUUAUGUUCUUUAGGCCAAUUUUUCUCAGAAUGAUGUCACAUACAUACCUCUUCUAACAUGCAACAUGAGUUUAAUAUCUUUCUGUUACCUAAUGUGAAUGUUUUCAAAUUAUCCACGAAUUAUCCUUAUAAUCACCUUUUAUAUAUAUUUAUGUGUGUUCUCUCUUAUCCCAUUAUGGAUUAAGACGAUUUAACAAAUUUAACAGUACAGAUUAAAUGAGAAGGUAAACUGUUAACUUCUCAGCCAUCAAAACUCGGGUGGAGGGGAUAAUGGAAGGCUCUUACGUAACCUGCUGGCCUGUGCAGCACUGGGGCUGCUGCAUCUUCAGCUAUCAGGGCUGACCUGUGGAAUGAGUCUAGCACUGCUCUGCCAUCUUGCCAGAAGUUAAUUUCCUGCUUUUCACAUGUUUCCAGCAUUUCUCUGCUAAAAUUGAAUGUGUUUUUAAACUAAUGUAUUUUUUUACCUUAACAGAUGUUGGUCAGUUAGUUACUGAAUGGUUUUUCUAAAAAUUCUGUCUUGCUGAGGCUUCUCUGGAUUUCAGGGCCCAAGAAAAAAACAAUGGAAGGAAGGAUUCAGAAUAUUGGCAAAGGUGAAGUAAUUCUUUAAGCAAUUAAAAAAUACCUAAGUAAACUUUUUAGAGAGAAAAAAAUGUGUUUUCAGAAUACUGCUUAGAUUGUUGGGGACACCUUCUAAGAAUCAGGUGCACUUGGUUUUGCAUAUAAAUAAAUGGUGAUCCAGCAGUGUCUUGCAUUUCAGUCAGACUAUAGCCGUAACUCUUCCUGUUCAUGAAACAAAGUGCCCCCAACCUAACAGAAUGGACACAGAAGGCACAUUCUGUGACACACAUGGGCACUUGAUGCUUAAAUGAAGACGGAAAGGUUAGCAAUAACUGGGUGUCAAUUAGAAUUUGAGAAUUCUAUAUGUUUACAUUUUUUAAUGUGCAUCUUUAUCUGGUGGGCUUCCCAUGUGGAAACUUGCACUAUAAUAAACUAAGAAGAAUAUUGCCUUGUUGUAUCUCAGUCCAAGUGCUUGUACUGCGAUGGCAAUGGCCUCUUCUUGCAAAAUGCUAAUUUGUGUGCCAAUUUGAAAUUAUUUGAAGGCAGUUCAGCUUAGUCUUAGAAUCCUCUUUCUGGGGUAGUUGAGAUGGAUUUUUAAUAUUUGGGGGAGUACCUUUAAAAUGAGAGAAUUGUCAGAAUUCAGGAAAGAUUUAUCGACCCUCUGGUUACAUGGACAGUUAAGCUUAAGUAAACUAUCUUAAUUAUUAAACACAAGAGCUUUAAUUAGAAAAACUAAGGAUAAAAAAUCAAAAAGGGUUUUGAACUCGGUGUAUUGCUAGAUUCAUUAUCCAUGGGGGAGAGGGGUGAAUAAAAUUUCAUUAGAUUUCUUAAAUUAAAAAAGUAUUUAUUUCGAGCAUAUCUUAAGGUACACCCACUUACUGAUACGGUUAGAAUUGUCUGAGAAAUUAGCUUAAGCAGAGCAUACGUUCAGUGCACUGUAGUAAGCUCUCCCGCGUUGGAGUGGUCUUUUAAGAACUGAACUUCUCUAACUUUGACCCUGGCUCCUGCAGAACCCUGGUCCUCUGAACAGGGGCCCAAGGAGCUCUGCUCUGACCGGCGAGGACAGCUAUUAUAAAUGGGUGGUGUGCACUUGGAAAUCUAAUGGGGGGGAGGGGAUAAGUGGGGGUAGGCAGUAAAGUUGUAGAUGUUCUUUCCUUCCGGUACUAGAGGGGCUUUCCUUAAGCAAGUCAGCUUCUCUGCAGUAGGUGCACUGCUGCUGUUUCCCUGUCUAGUCCUAUGCCUAGACGAGAUGCUUAGAAACGUAGUUUUAAAAUUGUUUUAUCUCUUGCAGGAGAAAACAUGUCACUCCAUUAAUUUGCAUGCUGUAAGAGCUGCAUAUUUACCAUUUCACAUCUAACAAAAUUCAGAAACAGAAAUCUUGGGCUUUUCAAACCCCAAAUAUGUUAUGCUUUAUUAAGUUACAUAGUGUGGAGUGUGGAUAUGAGUAUGUAAAUACCAGUUGGCUGACAAAGAUUUGGACAUUUACAAAUGAGAAUAUACACUAGGUGUAGACGCGAACCGAACCAUAAAGAAGUUUAUAAUCAGUGUUGUUUAAAACAUGUCCUCAGAAUUUUUAAACUCAAGAAAUUUAAUCUUAUUUGGUAUUGCUUUUCUUAUCCCAAGCCUAAAGUGAGCUAAGAGAAAUAACAUGAUUUUAGAGAGUACUGGUAGUAUGUGUGGUUUCUGACUGUGGGGAGGGCAUCAUUUCAUAAUAGUCUCAAAAUUUAGCCUUUGAAAUUCUCAAGGUUUUAGAGGACUUUGGAUCUAAAAUAUACCAUUUUACUCUUGGUAUUUUAAGUAUUUUAAAUUAUGAGUGUUGUAUGUCUGCAUACUCAGGAUAUUUGUCUUCAUUCUGUGUAUUAUUAAACUAAACCUGUACCUGAGUGGAGGGGGGAGGUAGAUUUUUAGGGUAAUCUAGAUGAUUUAGAGAGAAAUUACUGGCUCUCCUCACCCUUUUUCAGUGCAGUACACUUGACUCUGGUUUUCUUUUUCGUAAGGCAUUCUUAAACCAUUAAGUUUACUGCUGAAAAAAUUAUUCAUGACUUUACAGAUAGAAUUAUAAACUAAGCAAUUUCUUGUACUCAGAAGAGGACUGUAGACCUAACAGAAACUUUUCUCCCCACUGUUACUUAGGGUUUGCCUAAAAGUUAACACCAAAAAAUUAUACACAGCUGCUUUUGCUUAACUGUCCAUUCUUUUUUAAAUAAAAUAUAAUCAGGGUAGGGAUGCAUAUAUAUGUAUGUGAAUAUAUAUAUAUAUAUAUAUAUGAACAUUCCUUUAAUACGGAUAUUAAAAGGAAAAUAAAGCGAAGAGAGUGAUUAAAUGUAACGUUACAUGAAAUUCAGUAUCUGGGAUUAGCGAGGAAAAUUUAAAAGGAGUAAAGAGGAUACUGAGAAGCUUAAGCUGGACUAGCCUGAUUUGCAAGUGAAGGAUCUGGUGCUGCUUUCAGAUGUUUAUCCUUUGUGUUUUUAAAUUUUUUUCUUAAGCUUUAAUCUUCGUUUUGUCUUAAAGUCAGCUGGUGUUUCUUGUCCAUGGACUUUGGUACGAUGGUGCUUUGCAAGGAUGUAUUUAUAUUUUAAUGGCCAACAUUUGGUCAGCCCUUGUCCACUAUUCACUCCCCCUUUUUGUAAAAUAAGUGCUUUAAUUGUAAACUGUAUAAAAAUACCUUGUAUAAAACCCCCCUUUUGAUUAUUACAAUAAGCUGAGUUGUAACAAAUGAAAAGUUGAUUUUUAUAAUAAAACGGUGGAAAAUAAA